AGAUUUUAGUUCCUUUGCAACCCAAAGCAAUCUCCCUCUUUCUCUUCUUGAUUGUUGUUGAUGGUAUUCAACAAUCAAGAAUUGUCUGAGUUCAUAAUCUAAACCUACAAAUAAAGGGAGAAAAAAAGAAGAAAAAGAGAAAAGUAAAUCUCAAUCGCCUUGAUUUUGUCUCUCAGAGAGGAAAUGUUAACAUUAUUUAGCAACAAAAAUCCUCUUUGGAAAUGGUGUCUCGAGAAUGUUGCUUUUUCUAUGGCUCUCUCCUUCUAACUCGGUUUCUCAACGUCUUCUAGAUUGGGUAUUGUGAUAAAAAAAUUUAUAACUACGGUUGCUCUCUAUCAGGAUUUUCCUUGCAUAAUUAAAGAUGACGACAAAAGUGAAAGGUCUUUUUAAAGGACUUAGGUAUACCAUCUCUCACAACAUCUUUGAUGAGAAAGAGCCAGAGUUCGAGAUCGGCCUUCCCACAGAUGUAAAACACGUUGCACAUAUUGGAGCAGAUGGCCCUUCUUCCACCACUCCAAGUUGGAUGAAUGAGUUCAAAUCAAGCCCAGAAUCCAUGAGCGGCCCUUUGAAUUCUACAGAUGACCUCAAGAGCCUUCCUUCACCAAAAGCACAGUCUGAAGCCGGCGGGUCAACCAAUAAGUCCAAGCACAAGUCAAGGCGCUCAUCCAGCGACGCGCCGAAGCACUCGAGGCGGCCGUCGAACGCCAGCAGCGCGGCCAGCUCUCCGGCGAGCUCGCCCAAGGCCGGCGACGUCGAGAGGAAGUCGAGGCGCCACCGCUCUUCCAACACCAUGGGAUCCCCUGCCCGAGAGUCGUCCGGCGGCGGCAGCGUCAAAUCGAGGAAGAGCAAGAAAUCGUCCUCCAACCAGGGCGACGUGUCCCCCACCGGCGCCGCCGACCAGCCGUCCAUCCCAAAGCAUUCUCGCACCAGGAAGUCGAGGGCCAGAUCGAAGGACCAGCCCGGCGAGAAUUCCGCUGCCGCCGACGGGCUUCCUCCGACGGCGGACGGCGGCUCCACCAAGAGCAACACCGCCGGCCAUCUAACCUCGGUUUUGGACGCUUACCAAGAUGAAAGGUGAUGAAUUGAUUAAUCAAAACAAAAAUUGAAAGAAAACAAACCUCGGUGGUUUGAUUUGUUUGUGGGUUUUAGAAAGCUUGAGUACCCCUGCCCAAUCGAAGUGUUUUUUCCCUCCAAAAAAAUUUCUUGUUGUUGUUCCUUUUUUUGACAAUUGUGUUCUUUUUUGUUGCUGUUCAAAAGUUUCUUCCUUUACUUAAUUUUCUUGUUUUUCUAAACAUCGUCAUAGCUAGAGCUUUGUAUCAAUUUGGAGAAAGGUAUAUAUGUAACAUUGUAUUAAGUGUUUAAAAUGAUUUGGAGAAGGCAGAGAGGAAAGGAGUUGUUUACUGUUUCCUUGUAAACUUCUUUUGAGAGUUGAUAAUAAAUGAAAUCAUUCAUUUUGUACUUGUUCACAA
Linum tenue is the source of this 1469-nucleotide messenger RNA. Lineage: Eukaryota; Viridiplantae; Streptophyta; Magnoliopsida; Malpighiales; Linaceae. The record is from the annotation of a GenBank genome assembly.